Dictyostelium purpureum is the source of this 429-nucleotide messenger RNA. RefSeq lists its product as uncharacterized. The transcript has a single exon. Lineage: Eukaryota; Evosea; Eumycetozoa; Dictyosteliales; Dictyosteliaceae. Bases 67 to 276 code for a protein of 69 amino acids. The record is from RefSeq and is a predicted model, not a curated record.
AAAUUAUUAUUUAUACAAUAAAUUAUUAUAUUUCAAUAUUUAAAACUUUUAAUCAAAAUUUAAAUAAUGGGUGUUCCAAAUUCUAAAAUCUCUACUGUCAGCCAAGAAGAAAUUGACUUUGCCAUUUCAGAAGUCGAAAAGGUUCUCACUAAUUCCUCUGCUCCAUUAGGUGUAUCAUACAAAGGCCAUGAAUCAUAUAUCCGUAAUUUAGUCUGCCAAGUAGAGUCAGAAAAUGCUAUAAAUCAUUAUCAAAAGAGUAUAAUUAUUGACUCUUAAAACACUCUUUUGGAAGUAAACAUAUAUUAAUGUUUUAAUAUAUAAUAGUUUUUAAAUCAUUAAAAAAAUAAAAUUUAUUUAUUUAUUUAUUAUAAAAAUAUUAUUAUUUUAUUGUUUAUAUAAUUUUAUAAAUAUUUAAAAAACUGUAUCUCC